CAUUGCCCACGUCCGAUGCGAAGGCAUCUCGCGAGGGUGCGUGGAAACCGAGGCGCGGGGACGCGCGCGUAACGAGGAACUAAUAGUGCCGCCGAAUGGCAUCCUCGACGAUCGUCAUGGACCCUCGUUUCAGCUGACGAAGAUACAUAGGAAGGCACAAAGAUCUACGUGGAGGACGUCCUACAAAGUGCGCGCGCAUCCUUUAGGGACACUGUCGCAAGGUGUAAGCACGAUGCAGCCAGACGAGGAGAUUCAGUAUGCGCCAAGGAGCCGGCCAGUGAGCUUUUACGACAAUUACAAGGACGUGCCGGUGAUGCCGCCUUGCGUCACUUCCGCUAUGAGCGUGGGCAAUUUAAACCAGGUUCGUGACGACAAGGGCACGUCCGCCGUGUCUCAGGGCAACAUUAACAACAACAUCAACGGUGGCAACAGCAUCCACAACAACAACAACAAUAAUAGAGUCAGCAACGCCAUCAGCGUCGGCAACGUGUCGAAGAUCCCCAUUGUCAAAGUCACUGGUGCGGUCUCGACCGGGAACAUCGGCCGGAUCUGCCGCGGCGACAAGGAGAAGGAGCUCGGCCGGGCGCCGUCGAUGGCCAACUGCUUGUCGACCACGGUCCCCGUCAAUCUGGCUGCUUCGCAAAUAGCCGGCAGACACACGCCCACGAGAAAUUCUCUAAGGCACAGCAGGAUGAUCGUGAUGCACCGGACCGGCCACCGUUCUGAGAAAUUUCUGCCCCCUUUGGUCUAUUAUCGACGAACGGCGCAAUGCUUGGCCGCGUUGCAAGUCAUCCUCGGAAUCGCAGUGAUUGUCCUGUCGUUAUGGCUGCUGGUAUGGACACCCAAUCUGCCCGUCAUCAACAAUCCGUAUUGGAGCGGCAUACUUCUUCUACUGUCGGGCAGCUUCGGGAUCAGUCUUCUAUGUUGCUUCAAGAAAGAAUACCCAAAUAUGAGACCUGGGAUCUGCCUUUCCACCAUCAAGACGAUCAGUGUGUUUUUGGCGAUUCUGGCGACCGUUACUUGUAUGAUCGCGUGCAUAUUUUCCGCGAUGCACUUGACGCGUCUCAUGGAGCUGGAAUGCACUCCAGCACGAGUUCUGAAUGCCACGUGCGUGUGCAGGCCGCGCGGCGCACCGCCUGAUUCAUUCGAAGGUGCAGUCAGAUACGUGGACCUUAAUUGUCCCGAUGUGGAAGGUAUCUUGACGAUUCUCCUCAUCUUCUCGUCCGCUUGCAACGGACUGAGCACUUUGGUGGCGGGAUGGUACACUUACCUCCAUUGGAGCACGCGGCAGAAGCGGCCGCAGUACAGGCAGGUCAGGACCAACGCCGUUUACACGAACAACCCGCUCAAUAGUAGGCCGAUCUACAAAUCGAGCCCGGCGGAACGAUGACGGCCGCAGAUGGACGCCGUACGGUCGAGGUGCUUCCGUUUUUUGUCGUGAUUCCGUCAGUGUCUUCCGUGAAAUUCGUGAAGUGGCCGAUUACUUUGUACAUAUGAGGAAAACCGUACGACCGAACUAUCGCGCGCUCAAACGCGUCUUGACGCCGCGUUAAUUCGCCAUCGGCGAAAGAAAAAAAAGACGAUGUCGUUCCGAUAGAGAUAGAUAUCAGUUAAUCACACACAAACGUACACAUACAUCAUGUCCAUAAUUAUUCCUCAUCCAGGCAAUAACACGAUUGUUACGAUGGAGAAGUUAAAGGAACCUUACAGCACUUUAUAUAUGAUUAUUUCGACAGAAAAGUGGAUAAAAAGGAACGAACAAAGGACUAGAUCAUUAUGUAAAAGAAGAUAAUAAUUUCAUUAUUAUACGUGGAAAUGUGAUUCAAUGAAUACCGAGAGACUAAAGUCGAUGUGCAUAAUCGGAGAAUAUUCGAGGAAAUGUAAAUACGUAUCGUUAUCACCCCCUCUUUCCUCUCCGCCGCUGAUAUUACCAUUAAAAUGGAACAAAAGGGAUCACUACGAUAGACCGACAUAGACAUCUUAAUGCUCAUUAUAUAUAAUUAAUGUUAACUCUUUUUUUUUUUUUACGUGGAGGCCCAGUAUUCAUCUAAAUGUAAUGUGUGUAUUUAUGUAUGCGUGCGUCUGACAGUGCGUUGUCUUCUAACGUGAGAGAAAUUUUCGACUAGCGAAUGAAAAUGUGUGACACAUUCACUUAUACAAAGAAUAAAGUACGUGAAGCAAAAUAACGUCAAACGAGACUUGUCAUGUACCACCUGUGAGAAAUAAACCCGAUCGUUACUCAAAAUAUCGAAAUUAAAAAUUUAUGCGACCUAUGUUUCCGGUAUGAAGGAGCAAAAAGGAAAGAAAGAUAUACCAAUGUCUCAGUUACGAAAUUCUAUUUGUUUUUACGACUAAUGUGCGAUUUUGUUUUAUUUAACGAAUUCUAUUGCCUGCGUAGUAGUGUACAUUGGAUGCAAAUUAUAGUACACACCUUAUGUCGUGUCAGAGUGUCACACUAACCUAAUGAGUUUCACACUAACCUAAUGUAACACUGACUUUGUAUUCGAACAUACAAAACAAAUUGAAGGAGUGUAAAGUUUAUUACACGGCCA
Molecule: messenger RNA, 2552 nt
Organism: Dinoponera quadriceps
Lineage: Eukaryota; Metazoa; Arthropoda; Insecta; Hymenoptera; Formicidae
Exons: 8
Coding region: 233-1390 (385 amino acids)
Cellular component (GO): sarcolemma; dystrophin-associated glycoprotein complex
Source: RefSeq, a predicted model, not a curated record